UGCUGUCCUGCCUUGCCUGAUUAUUUUGCCUUCAACAAACAGAUGUUUCUGCAGGUUGGACGUUACUUGGGGGCAGGAACAAGGGAAAGUCAGCUCCUGGCUGUGAUUGGUUAACACAAGACAUGUGCCUCACACUGAUUGGACCUCUGCGCAGACUGUCUCUUCCCUCGUGAUCUGUGUUAGGAGGCACGAGGGAAGAGAUGAAUAGGCAGGGGGAGCCUGCUAGCGUCUGACUCUGAGAGGAUAAAAUGGACGCCGGAGGAAAAAGCCAGGGCAAGGACAACAAUGGAGGAGAAGGCUGCAGCAGAAUGGCAUAGAGCUGUGGAGAGACGCCUGUUGCAGGUUUUGCUGCUGAGAGCAGCAGUCAGUUAGUGCGGCCACUUGCGUCACAGCUUGUUGAUCCUGAGGAGGCAAAACUAGAAAGUGAGGUUCAGAAAGGAGGCCCUGUGCACGAGGAGGAGGAGGGCAUGAAGCAGUGCCAGUUGCCCACAGCCACAUCUGCAGAACAGCAAGUACCAUGGUUUGGCUUUGAGAAAGCUUGUACAUUUGUGAGCCAGAGUGGGAAAAAUGUUGUUGUACGAUGCAAUUACUGCCUUCCAAGGAUCAAAAAUCUGAGAUCAGCUGUUUCCUCCUCAUCCAAUGUGAAGAAACAUUUUGAGAGGGCACACCCUGAGAAGCUGAGAGCAAUUGAAGAAGCAAUAAAGGCAAGGAGACGUGGCCUUCCUGAACCAAUGGAUGACACCCCUCCUCCCAAAAUGCUGAAGCAGCAGCAGACAACCCUUGAGAGGUGGGGAUCUGGCAGGGAUCUGCUUCUUCUGGCAGCCUGCGUACACCCUCGCUUCAAACUAGAUCGGCUGGAAUCAUGUCAGGCCACCACCCAUACCAACAAAUACACAAUGGAAGCCUUGUUGAAAGCUGAAAUAAAGAUGGGUGUACUUAAUGAGGACAGUGAUCAGUCUUCAGAUAAAGACCAGGAAGGAGAUGACUUAGAAAAUGACUUCUUUAACUUUCUGCCCCAGGGCAAGAAGUCAGCAGUGGACACUGCUGAGGAGGAACUGGUGAGGUACCUGAGGUCUCCCAGCAGGGAAGUGUCAUCACUCCAUGGCUUUCCACGUGUGCUGCGGUGUUUUUUGCAGCACAACACAGGCAUGCCUUCAAGCGCCGCAGUAGAACGCCUGUUCAGUACUGGUGGCAACAUAAUGACUGUAAAAAGACAUUCCUUGUCUGACAUGCUCUUUGAGCAUCUUGUUCUUUUGAGACAUAACAGAAACAUAUUAUAAAAGCAUUUCAAGUGUAAAAUUUGAUUUCAAGAGUUGGGGUAUCUUCAUU
Molecule: messenger RNA, 1329 nt
Organism: Rhineura floridana
Lineage: Eukaryota; Metazoa; Chordata; Lepidosauria; Squamata; Rhineuridae
Exons: 5
Coding region: 468-1280 (270 amino acids)
Molecular function (GO): DNA binding
Source: RefSeq, a predicted model, not a curated record